AUGGGGAAGAAAACCCUGAUGACCGCAACAAAAACCAACGAAGGAGUCUUCCCAGUCUUGACUGUAAAAGUUAAUGGGAUCACGUGUAGAGCGUUAGUUGAUUCUGGAGCAAGCAGCUCAUAUGCAUCUGCAAAGUUGGUAAGUGUCCUUGGCAUAAAACCUGCUGACAUAACAACCAAACAAGUGGACAUGCUCCUGAGUAGUAGUGUAGAACGUCUGGAGACCUAUGCAACUAAAGUGGAGUCCCUCGAUGGAGAGUUUGGUAUGGAAGUAGAUGUAAUAAAAGUGGAAAAAAGUGAACUUUUAUCAGUGAAAAACCCCCAAUACAGCCAUAUUAUUUCCAAAUACUCACACUUAAAAGGGGUUGAUAUCCAAGACGGUGACACGAAGGCUCAGCUUCCAGUACAUGUCGUUCUUGGGGGAGGGGAGUAUGCCAGAAUAAAAACAAAGAAUCGUCCCCGAAUAGGUAAAGAUGGCGAACCUAUCGCGGAGUUGACCAAGCUGGGAUGGUUCGUGAUGUCCCCUGGAAAAGAAUUUGAUCACAAUCAUAUGUUACUAACACAAACCACUCAAAAGGAUUAUGAGAAGUUGUGCCGGUUGGAUGUUUUAGGACUUGCCGACACCUCAGAACACAAUCAAACCUCAGUGUAUGGAGAGUUUAAGGAACAAUUGGUCAGGAGUUCAGAAGGUUGGUACGAGUCUGGUCUACUGUGGCGAGGUAACCAUCCUCCCUUACCAUCCUACAAAGGAGGAAGUUUGCGACUCCUCAACAGUCUUGUAAAGAGAUUAGACAGGGAAGGAAUGGCCAGUGAGUAUAACUGGAUUAUUGAGGAACAAGUCAGCAAAGGGGUAGUUGAACUUGUAACCCAGCCCCCAGUGGGUAGGGAGUUCUACUUACCUCAUAAACCCGUGAUAAGUGAAGCUGCACAAACAACGAAAAUCCGUGUAGUUUACGAUGCAUCCGCUCGAGCGACUCCAAGUGCUCCAUCCUUGAAUGAUUGCCUCUACCCAGGCCCGCCGUUACAGAAUAAGCUUUGGAGCGUAUUGGUUCAUCAUCGCUCGUUUCCAGUUGUACUUUGUGGAGAUAUAGAAAAGGCAUUCCUCCAGAUCCGAAUAAGAGAACAAGAAAGAGAUGCCUUACGGUUUCACUGGAAGAGUGACAGUCAACCUGAACCCUUGACAUAUAGAUUCACAAGAGUCGUCUUUGGCCUAACUUGCUCUCCAUUUCUGCUUGGGGGAGUGUUAGAGCAUCACCUAGAAACUUGGAAACAAAGAUGCCAGAUAUCGUUUAGGAACUGA
Xenia sp. Carnegie-2017 is the source of this 1299-nucleotide messenger RNA. RefSeq lists its product as uncharacterized. NCBI's taxonomy places the organism in Eukaryota, Metazoa, Cnidaria, Anthozoa, Malacalcyonacea, Xeniidae. Gene Ontology annotation, molecular function: aspartic-type endopeptidase activity. The record is from RefSeq and is a predicted model, not a curated record. Gene Ontology annotation, biological process: proteolysis. Bases 1 to 1299 code for a protein of 432 amino acids. The transcript has a single exon.